AUGCCGCACACGGGCUUCGUAUUCCUCACGGACUUAGUGCAGGAAUCGCCGCCCGAUCUGCGCCGCAAAGCCGCCCGACUCGUGGCCAACAAGUGUACGAUCGCCUCGCGUGUCGACGCCUCGCACGCCGCCAGCGACGGCUCCAUUGGACGGCAGUUUCGCGAGAAAAUCGAGCGCCAACUCGACAAACUCCAGGAGCCGCCGCCCGUCAAGCAAAUCAAGGCACUCGUGACACCCAUAGAUCAGCCCCAGAAGAAGAGGGGCGGCAAACGGAUCCGCAAACUCAAGGAGCGGCUGGUGAUCACUGACCUCCGCAAACAGGCCAACCGUAUGACGUUCGGCGACAUCGAGGACGACGCCUAUCAGGAGGACCUGGGCUUCACGACGGGACAGAUGGGCCGGUCGGGCACCGGUAAGAUACGGGCGCCCACUGUCGACGAGAAGACCAAAGUGCGGAUCUCCAAGACGUUGCAUAAGAACCUACAGCGCCAGCAGCAGACGUACGGCGGCAGCACUACCGUCAAGCGGCAGGUGUCCGGUACGGCCUCAUCCGUGGCGUUCACACCGCUGCAGGGCCUGGAGAUUGUGAACCCGCAGGCGGCCGAGACCCGGGUGAAUGAGGCCAACGCCAAGUACUUCUCGAACACCAGUGGGUUCUUCAGCGUUCGCCCCAAAUGA
This is a messenger RNA of Oppiella nova, 678 nucleotides long. Lineage: Eukaryota; Metazoa; Arthropoda; Arachnida; Sarcoptiformes; Oppiidae. The record is from the annotation of a GenBank genome assembly.